GAUUGGGUGCCGCGCGGUCACGUGGGCCGCAGCCUCGCAGCUCCGCUCCAGUCGGUCAGUCAGCCAGCUCACCUCAACAGCGGCUCUAUCUGGAUCCCGCACUAUAGCUACGUUACAGAGCCAAUUUUCUUCCUCUGGAAGACACUUUCUUUUUUCCACCAUGGGCGACAAGAAAAGCCCAACAAGGCCAAAAAGACAAGCCAAAUCUACGGUAGAAGAAGGGUUUUGGGAUUGUAGCGUCUGCACCUACAGGAACAGCGCCGAAGCCUUCAAAUGCAGCAUCUGCGAUGUACGGAAAGGCACAUCGACGAGGAAACCCCGGAUCAACUCUCAGCUUGUGGCCCAGCAGGUGGCCCAACAAUACGCCACCCCGCCCCCUCCGAAGAAGGAGAAGAGGGAGCGAACUGAGCGGCCAGAGAAGGACCGGCAGGAUGCCGAUCGGCCCGAUGGGGUCCACCCGGACGAGGAGGCGCCUGAGCGGGUUCACCCUGACGUGGAGUGGUCUGAUGGUAUCCGUCCCGAGGCCAACCAGGUCCACCCAGACGAGGAGAAGCUGGAGAUGGAGAGGCUCGACAAAGAGAAGCCGGACAGAGAAAAAGACGUCACUCCCACCAAAAAGACCAGUGUCAAAAAGACAAAACCCAAGUCAGACACGCACCAGAGUCCCCCUAGUGAAAAACACAGUGUCCGGUCAGGAAACUCGACGAAGAGCAGCAACUCUCGCAUUUCAAGGCCGAAGCUGAAAAACGUAGACCGGAGCACCGCCCAGCAGCUGGCAGUGACAGUGGGCAACGUGACCGUCAUCAUCACGGACUUUAAGGAGAAGACACGCUCCUCGUCCACGUCUUCAUCCACGGCGGCGUCCAGCACUGGAUCAGAGCAGCAGCAGCACAGCUCGGGGUCUUCCCGGGCCUCUACCCCUAAAGGGCACCUCUCCACGGGGCACGACGAGUCCUUCUGAGACCUGGCGUCCAGCUGGAGGAGUGGGCAAGCUGUGUAAGGAAUGCAAAUGCACUUGGACGUGCAAGCCCCUCCCACCCGCGCCUGUCGCCCGAGGGAGUCCGGACACUAACCCAUUCCGUAAUUUUAACACGUUUUCCCCAAGGAUCCUUUGUAAAUGAAUGUGUUGCUGAAUCAACGUUUCUUAUGGAAGAAAUUUUUGCUCUGCAGUUUCCAUGUACCUUUUAGCCAUUUUAACCUCCCGUAUUUGUUAUUUAUUGCUAGUGGCAAUUGUAUAUUUAGCAACAGUUUUCAUUCUGUCCAGACAUUUUCCUAGUAGCAGUUUUUGGCUUCUACCCCUACUUCGGCCCACUGUCCUACACGCACAUGCACACACAGACACGCACGCACACACACACAAAGCAAUUCCUGCAUCUUGACAUGAUGCCUCAACGGGACCCACUGUGAAGAAUGGGACCAUCCAUCCAUCCAUCCAUCCAUCCAUCAGUCCUCCCUCUGAAACUGCCAGUAGCAUAACGCUGACACCCAGGAGCAAAAAGAAGUCCUUGUCUGCACUUAUUCCCCCCACCAAUUAUCCACAAUACAGACUCAACCUUUCCAAACCAUGGUGGGGGGCUUUCAGAAGCAUCGGUCGGUUUGGCGUUCCAGAAGGCACUGAAAGACGCUUCACACGCGUAGCUUCAACGACGGCAGCGCUGCAGUUACAGACAGGACAGAAGACGUGCUGGAAUCGCGAGGGGGGUGGGGUAUGUAGUUUAAUUACAUACCCGAAUUUCACGCUUCCCAACUGUGACUCUUGGAGUAUCGUGGUGAAUCGACUCAUGCUUGCGUCACAGCCAUCUGGUUCUUUGCCCCAUCCUCUUUUCUUUUGAGAUAGAUCGGCUGUCCCCGGCCGAGUGAUUUAUAGGUGCAAAUAUUUCAUUGUUUUUGCUGGUGCUGAUGGGACAAAUAGCUGGGCAGCUGAAGAGGAGGAGGAGCUGCCGUUCCUUUUAUUGUCAUGGAGAUACAUGUUUUUUUUCAACUCCAUUAUCUGAGUGAAGGCAACUGAGAUUAGUCAGACUGAAUUACAAUGUUUAAUUCACGUAUUUUUUCCUCCCCUCACUACUAUUGUAUGAAAUAAAAUGUUCAUAUCAACAGGUGAUAAAAUAACACAUUACCUUUGAAUUGUAUUAGACUUGUAUAAGUAAUACAAGUGUUGUAAAUGAUAUGUUAAUUUUAUUUAUUGAAGGACCAAAGGAAUUUAAUAUGGUUAAAUGGAGAAAAUUGUUCAAUUGUGUGAUAUAAAUCAAUUUUAAAUAAAGAAUAUACAUUUAAAUGGUAAAA
Brienomyrus brachyistius is the source of this 2283-nucleotide messenger RNA. Its product is annotated as RING1 and YY1-binding protein B-like. The record is from RefSeq and is a predicted model, not a curated record. The coding region runs from base 161 to 961 and encodes 266 amino acids. Gene Ontology annotation, cellular component: nucleus. NCBI's taxonomy places the organism in Eukaryota, Metazoa, Chordata, Actinopteri, Osteoglossiformes, Mormyridae. Gene Ontology annotation, molecular function: transcription coregulator activity; DNA binding. The transcript has 5 exons. Gene Ontology annotation, biological process: positive regulation of DNA-templated transcription.